Messenger RNA from Lachancea meyersii CBS 8951, 2553 nucleotides. The record is from the annotation of a GenBank genome assembly. NCBI's taxonomy places the organism in Eukaryota, Fungi, Ascomycota, Saccharomycetes, Saccharomycetales, Saccharomycetaceae.
AUGAGCGAGCAUCAAUACCAGACCAGAAGCAAAGGAACUACGUUUGGGAAUCAAGAUUUGGACUUCUCGGACGAUUCCGUGGCUACAAACAACUCAGACUACGACAUUGAGGGUUUUGAUGAAGAGGAUGAUGGCGACUACGGUGUCAGCCAGGGUACGAAGUCGAAGAAUGGGGCAGGAACACGCAAAAAUGGUAAUAAUGGUGGCAGAAAAACGGGUAAGAACGCACGAGUAUCGAAAGUUUCUAGCACAAACGAGACGCUGAACAAACUGGCAGCCAAGGACCAGAAUUUCCUGCACGGUUUGCAGCGCGAUGCGCCUGCAGACUUCGUGCCCGAUGUCGUUUCUGGGCUGUUCAGAGCGUCGGAUUUCAGCUAUUUGAAACUUAAACCGGACCACGCAUCACGCCCGCUGUGGAUCUCACCGGGCGACGCCCGUGUCAUUUUAGAAAGUUUCUCGCCGCUGGCAGAACAGGCCCAAGACUUUCUUGUCACUAUUGCUGAACCCAUCAGCAGACCCUCCCACAUUCACGAGUACAAAAUCACAGCGUACUCGCUGUACGCAGCGGUGUCCGUGGGGCUGGAGACUGACGACAUUAUCGCAGUCUUGGAUCGGCUUUCCAAAGUGCCCGUGGCGGAUUCGAUCACUAACUUCAUCAAGAGCGCCACCGUGUCGUACGGUAAAGUCAAGCUCGUUAUCAAGCACAAUCGUUAUUUCGUGGAAACUUCACAGGCCGAGAUCUUGCAAAUGUUACUCAAGGACCCCGUGAUUGGUGCGCUCAGAAUAGACUCCGAGACCUCGGCAGCCUCUGCAGCUGCUGUGAAUCAGUCCUCCAAAGUCGACGGGACAGACGCAAACGGCAAAGACGCGAAGGUCGAUCCUCACGACGUAGAGGCCGUUUUCUCGUCUGUCGUGGGGGAACUGCAACUGGACGAUGACAACGAAGACAUUGAUGCUGUUCACGCAUUCGAAAUUGCGAAUGAGUCCGUCGAAAUCGUGAAAAAAAGGUGUCAGGAGAUAGAUUAUCCAGUUUUGGAAGAAUACGACUUUAGAAACGAUCACAGAAAUCCUAAUUUGGAUAUUGACCUCAAGCCCUCAACUCAAAUCAGACCGUAUCAAGAAAAAUCUCUGAGCAAAAUGUUCGGUAACGGACGUGCUAGAAGUGGGAUUAUCGUUUUACCCUGUGGUGCGGGGAAAACGCUGGUUGGUAUCACGGCCGCAUGCACCAUUAAAAAAUCCGUCAUUGUUCUCUGCACCUCGUCGGUGUCAGUAAUGCAAUGGAGGCAGCAGUUUUUGCAAUGGUGCACCUUACAACCUGAAAAUGUAGCAGUUUUCACUUCCGAUAACAAAGAGAUGUUUCAAACAGAAUCGGGUUUGGUGGUAUCUACAUAUUCCAUGGUGGCCAACACAAGAAACAGAUCUCACGAUUCCCAGAAAGUAAUGGAUUUCCUCACAGGUAGAGAAUGGGGAUUCAUCAUUUUAGAUGAGGUGCACGUUGUUCCAGCUGCCAUGUUCAGAAGAGUUGUGACUACUAUUGCUGCGCACGCAAAGCUGGGGCUGACUGCGACUUUGGUUCGUGAAGAUGAUAAAAUUAGCGAUUUGAAUUUUUUGAUUGGUCCCAAGUUGUACGAAGCAAACUGGAUGGAGCUUUCUCAGAAGGGCCACAUUGCCAACGUGCAGUGUGCUGAGGUCUGGUGUCCCAUGACAGCUGAGUUUUACCAAGAGUACCUACGAGAAAACGCAAGAAAGAGAAUGUUACUGUACAUCAUGAACCCCACAAAGUUUCAGGCAUGUCAAUUCCUCAUACAAUAUCAUGAAAAAAGAGGAGAUAAAAUCAUUGUGUUCUCAGACAAUGUUUACGCCCUGCAAGAGUAUGCUCUGAAAUUGGGCAAGCCGUUCAUUUAUGGUUCAACACCUCAGCAGGAACGUAUGAACAUUUUGCAGAACUUUCAAUUCAACGAUCAAAUCAACACCAUAUUUCUGUCGAAAGUCGGUGACACUUCUAUCGAUUUACCAGAAGCCACCUGUUUGAUUCAAAUAUCCUCUCAUUACGGUUCUCGUCGUCAAGAGGCCCAAAGGCUAGGAAGAAUUCUCAGGGCCAAGAGACGUAAUGACGAAGGUUUCAAUGCAUUUUUCUAUUCUUUGGUAUCGAAGGACACUCAAGAGAUGUACUACUCUACUAAAAGACAGGCGUUUUUGGUUGACCAAGGUUACGCCUUCAAAGUUAUAACACAUUUGCAUGGUAUGGAAACGCUUCCGAACUUGGCUUAUUCAACGGCUCGUGAACGUAGGGAAUUGCUGCAAGAAGUCUUAUUGAAAAAUGAGGAAGCCGCAGGUAUCGAAACUGGUGAUGAUGCCGACAACAGCGUUGGCCGUGGAGGUCCAGGGAACAAAAAGGCGAAAUCGAAAGCUGUUAGAGGUGAGGGCUCCUUGUCUGGCCUUGCUGGUGGUGAAGAUAUGGCGUACUUAGAGUACUCUUCGAAUAAGAAUAAAGAUUUGAGAGACCACCAUCCGCUAAUAAGGAAAAUGUAUUAUAGAAAUAUGAAGAAAUAG